AUGCACCGCCGUAGGGACCGUUCGAUAGACCGCCGAGAAGACGACUUCCAUAGGUCCAGCCGACGAGAACGGUCAAGAGACCGAAGAGACCGAUAUGUUGAGAGAGAGCGUUCUCCGGAGAGGCGAAGGCGGAGAAGUCGAGAUAGGGACUAUCGUGACAGGCGAGACGAUUCUUAUGACAGGGCUCGAAGGCGCCGCGAGGACUCUACUGACUCAUGGCCUCGUAGCAGAGGUGAUGGUAAUCUUGGAAAACCUCCAGGUAGACCCGAAAGUGUCAAAACCGCAGAAGCAGCAAAACCACCUACCCCACCUGCAGAGACCGAAGCAGAUAAGAAGGCCGAGCGCCUAGCAAAGUUGGAGGCAUGGAAGAAGAAAAUGGCCGAAGACAAGGAGCGUAAGGAGAAAGACCUUGCUGCCGGUGGGACGCGAAAGCUUCUAGAUGAUUUAGAUGAGAAAGUCAACGCAUCGCCUUCUCGAGGAUCACCAGCAUCUCCAAGUACUCCGAAUAGCGUUGCGUCUCCAGCACCUUACGCCGGCAAAUUCGACCCGAAAGCCAUAGCGAAGAAAGCUGCUGCAAACUCCACUGCUACGAGUACUCUGGGCAAGGAUCUACCACUGAAAGAGUUAACAAAAGCGUCCGCUACCUUACCAUCUUCGGUCAAAGGGUUACAAGCUGACAAGAAGCCAACAGCUUUCAGCAGCACAUCCAAUGUAUCUGCGUUACCUAAAGCUAGAGGAAAUUUGAGUGCUUUUGGACUUGGUGCGAAAUCUAACGAUAACGAAAAGGUCCCCUCGAAACGAGCUCUAGACUUUGGUGAUGAUGAAGGGUCGAGAAAGAAGUUAGAGAAGCUACCAACCCCACCAUUGCCAAACACUGAAGAUGAGGAUACUGCGCUCGCUAACGGUGCUGAGGAAGAGGAUGACGAUGACAUCGACAUGGGCAAUGUGGGAACCGAAGAGGAGGUAGCUGCUGCGGCGAAAGCUGCCGCAGAGCGGCGCGAGGAGAUCUUUCAGGAACAAAAUCUGGGGAGCAAGGAACCAGAUCCUGGCAGUGUUUUCCUUGAACCCACUCAAGGCGAUAUCAAAAUGGAAGAAGCUCCAGGCAUAUCUUUCGAAACAAACCCUAUGGAAGAAGAUGAAGAUAUCGACCCCCUGGAUGCUUUUAUGGAAGAAAUGGGAGACCCUUUCGGAGCCCCCAAAUUCAGCGGAACUUUCAAGAAGAGUCAGAGCAAAGCGCCCCAACAGGAACCGGAACCGUUAUUUGGAGACGAUGAAGUGGACCUAAAGACGAUGGACGCUGACCCUGACGACAUUCUUGCAAUGGCGAGCAAAGCUCGGAAGAAGAAGGAUCUACCAACGAUCGAUUAUUCAAAAAUGGCGCUUGAACCCUUCCGAAAGAGCUUUUACACCGAGCCUGCAGAAUUGUCAAAUAUGACUGAGGCCGAACUUGCGGAUCUACGUCUUGAACUUGAUGGCAUCAAAGUCGCUGGCAAAGAUGUACCAAAGCCUGUCCAAAAAUGGUCGCAGUGUGGGCUUAACGUUCAGUCAUUGGAAGUAAUUGGUAAAUUGGGCUAUGAAAGACCGACUGCAAUUCAGAUGCAGGCAAUCCCGGCCAUAAUGUCGGGGAGAGAUGUUAUUGGUGUAGCCAAGACUGGCUCCGGUAAGACAAUCGCCUUCCUACUACCGAUGUUCCGGCAUAUUCGAGACCAGCGGCCUCUAGAAGGAUCGGAUGGUCCCAUGGGACUGAUCAUGACUCCAACACGGGAACUUGCUACCCAAAUCCACAAGGAAUGCAAACCAUUCUUGAAGGCUAUGGGCCUCCGAGCCGUUUGUGCUUAUGGAGGAGCACCCAUCAAGGAUCAAAUUGCAGAUCUGAAAAGAGGAGCCGAGGUUAUCGUUUGUACUCCAGGCCGCAUGAUUGAUCUCCUGGCCGCGAACUCAGGUCGAGUGACAAACCUCCGCCGAGUGACCUAUGUGGUCUUGGAUGAAGCAGAUCGCAUGUUUGAUAUGGGCUUCGAACCUCAAGUCAUGAAGAUAUUCGCCAAUAUUCGGCCAAAUCGGCAAACAAUCCUUUUCUCGGCUACCAUGCCUCGUAUCAUGGACGCAUUAGCGAAGAAGACACUCCAAUCUCCAAUAGAAAUAACAGUGGGUGGGAGAAGUGUUGUUGCUCCAGAAAUCACCCAGAUUGUUGAGGUUCGAGAGGAGAAGGAGAAGUUCCAUCGAUUAUUGGAACUUCUUGGAGAACUGUAUGACAAAGACGAAGACGCUCGCACCCUUAUCUUCGUUGACAGACAGGAGAAAGCAGACGAUCUUUUGAAAGACCUGAUGAGGAAAGGCUACCCCUGCAUGUCCAUCCAUGGAGGAAAGGACCAAAUCGAUCGAGACUCAACGAUUGACGACUUCAAAGCAGGCAUCGUUCCAAUUAUGAUUGCUACUUCUGUGGCAGCUCGUGGAUUGGACGUGAAACAAUUGAAACUGGUCGUUAAUUUUGAUGCUCCUAACCAUCUAGAGGACUACGUCCACAGAGCUGGUCGAACAGGGCGAGCUGGAAACACCGGGACAGCAGUUACUUUUGUGACAGAAGACCAAGAGCAAUAUUCCGUUGGCAUCGCCAAAGCGCUCGAGCAAUCUGGCCAACCUGUCCCGGAACGGCUUGAUGAGAUGAGGAAGUCGUUCAGGGACAAGGUAAAGACUGGCAAAUCGAAAGACAGCUCAGGAUUUGGGGGUAAAGGCCUGGAACGCCUUGAUGCAGAGCGUGAGGCAGCGAGGAAUCGCGAGAGGAAGACACAUAAGACAGACGGAGAUGAGGAUGAAGACAAGGACGAGAAAGGCAGUGAUGAAGAUGUUGUUCUUAAGGCUGCGUCAGCUGUGCAGCCCGCAGUAUCUACGCCGCAGCUGUUUGGUGUUCCAAAGGGUAUCGACCUGGACGGCAAGAUUACGGUACACAGAACUGAACCGGCUACUUCAUCGUCUGCAGGCGGAUCGAAGAAUCCUUUGGACAAGGUCACCUCUGCAAUUGAUGCCAUCAAUGCUCGACUCAAUAAGACUGGCCAACUUCGGUCAGGGGUUCCAAUUGAUAAUAAAGGCCCUGAUGCAGGAGCUUUCCACGCAACUCUGGAAAUCAACGACUUUCCUCAGAAGGCUAGGUGGGCUGUCACGAACAGAACCAAUGUUGCGAAGAUCCUCGAAGCAACUGGUACAUCAAUCACUACGAAAGGAAGUUUCUAUCCGACGGGCAAAGAUGUCCAACCGGGCGGCGAUCCGAAGCUGUAUAUUCUUGUGGAGGGCGACACGGAAGUAGUGGUAACCAAUGCAAUGAGAGAAUUGAUGAGAUUGUUGAAGGAAGGCACCAUGGCUGCAGCAGAUGCCGAAGGCAGGGCACCAGCCAGUGGCAGAUACAACGUUGUUUAG
Hyaloscypha bicolor E is the source of this 3411-nucleotide messenger RNA. Its product is annotated as putative Pre-mRNA-processing ATP-dependent RNA helicase prp5. NCBI's taxonomy places the organism in Eukaryota, Fungi, Ascomycota, Leotiomycetes, Helotiales, Hyaloscyphaceae. The transcript has 4 exons. Gene Ontology annotation, molecular function: ATP binding; RNA binding; RNA helicase activity. Bases 1 to 3411 code for a protein of 1136 amino acids. The record is from RefSeq and is a predicted model, not a curated record.